UUUCCAGUGGCGUAGUUACAGAGUGUUGCACUUUUAUCACUCAAUAUCAAAAAUAUGAAGAUAAAAAAUAAAAACCAAUGAAAUAAAAAACUUUUCAAAUAAUCGCUAAUAAUGGAUACAUUUUUUAUACUCUUUAUGUUUUAUCUUAUGCGGGUUUUUUUUUUUAAUCAUCGUUAAUAUCCACAAAUGUCACUUAGCUACUCCACUGGUCUUAACAUUUGAAGCUGUGGUUUAUGUCGAUAUAACGUUCUUUGUAUCUUUUUUAAUUUAUUUUUUAUCUUUUUAACUUUAUAUCUUUAUUUGAUUAAAUAAUUUAAUUGCUUUAAUUUUUCAAACAUUUUAUAGAAUUAAAUUAUUUUUUUUUUUGUAAACAAAUAUUUGUGUUUUGUUUUUAUGUUUAUUUUUAAAUAAUAUUAUAUAACUUUAAUCAUAACAUUUUUUUAAAUUGUUAAAGUUGCAGGGCACUAUUAAGCCCGUUUUUGUGUGAAUUCUGAUUUUUUUACUGCAUUUUUCAAAAUUUUUAAUUCAUUUUGAAUAAAAGCAACUUACAUCAUUCAAGCUUUUUUAGAUUUUUCAGGCUCGUUUUUAUUUAUUUACAGUCUCAAAAUGACAGAGUUUUUAUGUCACGAAUUAGCUGCCAAUGGGGAUUCCUUACAAUUGGAGGCUUUUCUUAAAACUUACGGCAACAAAUUUAUCAAUUUUCCAGAUGCCGACUUUAGUGGCAGAGCGCCUUUACAUUGGGCUAUAAUUCAAGGCCGUUAUAAAUGUUGUAAAGUUUUAUUGGAAAAUGGAGCUAAUCCUAUGCUUCGUAUGCAAGAGGGAUGGUCUCCUGCUCACUGUGCUGCAGAGAUUGGGAAUAUCGAAAUAUUAAAGCUACUAGAAAGUUACUCUGCCGACCUCAAUUGCAAUGAUGAUUUUGGUGCAACCCCUCGAAGAAUUUCAGAAAUACACGGACAUUGGGAAUGUGUCAAAUAUUUAGACAGUCUUACGAAGAAAGCCGACAAAUGAAUUCGUUCUAAAUAAGUGUUUUGUGAUACCAAUGUGAAAUCCUUGAGUAUUAUGCAGCUCAUAAAUAUUUCAUUAGUGAA
Hydra vulgaris (swiftwater hydra) is the source of this 1088-nucleotide messenger RNA. RefSeq names its product ankyrin repeat domain-containing protein 66. The record is from RefSeq and is a predicted model, not a curated record. Gene Ontology annotation, molecular function: protein binding. Gene Ontology annotation, cellular component: nucleus. NCBI's taxonomy places the organism in Eukaryota, Metazoa, Cnidaria, Hydrozoa, Anthoathecata, Hydridae.